Molecule: messenger RNA, 1921 nt
Organism: Lymnaea stagnalis (great pond snail)
Lineage: Eukaryota; Metazoa; Mollusca; Gastropoda; Lymnaeidae
Source: the annotation of a GenBank genome assembly
UGUUGCCCAACAUUUAGCGGAGUUCUGGAUGAAGUUGGUUUAGACAAAGAUUCUCAUGAUGGCAGGCAACACCACCAUCUGCCUCUCUCCUGAUCCUGGGGCACUGCACGAAAUGGAGUACUUGGCCGCACAGAUUAAAGAAGAGCCUUUGGAGAGUUGGAUUAUCAAAGAGGACGGCCUGGGAUUGCUCACUGUGGAUGAAGAAUUGCAGGCGGUCAAAGCUGAACUGAUGGAGGCCGAGCCGGAUAUGUUGCAGCAUUUAAAAUUCCUAGACCAGAGUCAAGACCUCCCUGUGACCGUACACUGCCAAGUGGAUUUGAAUAAAUUAAAUGAGCAGGACUUGAACACAACUCCUCCCAAAGAGAGUUUUGAGAAAAUAGUUUUCACCCAAAAAAAGCCUGCUGACGAUUGUUUGCAAAAAAAUCUGCCCACAAGUUCAGAUUUAGACAAGGAGGAUAGAGCUAAAAACAAAAAGGGUCAAAAACAUCCCAAAAACAGAAAAAGAGCCAGGCGCUACCCAAAACGUUUAAUUCGUAAUGUUCAUGUAAACAAAAGUGCAGAUAACCGUGGAAACCAAAGAACCGGUACCUGUGGUGAAAAAAGUACUGGCACCUUAUAUAGCUGCUCCCUGUGCAACUGCUCCAGAAUAAAAACCUUCAAAGAUCUAAAAAAACAUAUUAAAAAUCAUAUUGUAGGUAGCUUUUAUGAAUGCCAGCUGUGCAGUUUCUCAACACGAAAACACGUCAGUCUGCAGAGGCAUUACUUGUCUGGUCAUUCUCAUUUGGACCACGUCUCAAAUAGAAUUCACUGUCUCCUGUGCCCCUACAACUGCAUGAGAUCGAAAACUAUCCGCAGCCAUCUGUUCCUUGCCCAUCUGAACAGAGCAAAAUUUCAGUGUUCCCUCUGCGGUUACAAGACCAACUGUAAAUAUCGUUUAGAUGAGCACAAUGCGGUGCACAAAAGUGAAAGACCUUACGCGUGCCCACACUCGAACUGUUCCUUUUCCUCCCGCCACAAACCGUAUAUUGCCAAGCACGUUAAAAAGAUCCACGCCAAAGAAAAGGUGUGCAAAGUCUGUGCGGCGGAUGAUUCUAAAGUAGAAGAAGAUGACAAAAAAAAUUUUGAGACUUGUCAGUGUCCUCCCUAUCCUCCCAAGAGAGAACUGUGGAUGGCCGACCUGGACAUGAAAGACUUCAAACCUGCGGUCCACUCAAAAACAGGCCACCCCUUCAGCUGUGAUCUGUGUGGGGCUGGAUUUCUGGCGAAAGCCAAGUUCAAGAGGCACCUGUUGAUACACGACAGUUUUAAGAGGUACUCGUGCAAUCAGUGCGACUACUCGACCAACCGCUCCGAUACCCUAAAGGGCCACAUGCUGACCCACAGCACGGUCAGGAAGUACCACUGUCAUAUUUGCAAGGUCAUGUUCAAAUCUGUGAGAAGUCUCAAAUGCCACAUCAAGAAGCAUUCACGUCUUGACACCUUCCUAUGCCCCCUGUGCCCCUAUGCAGCUAAAUCUAAAUCGGUGCUAACAUUUCAUCUUAAAUCACACGGGAGAGAUGCCACGCCUGCUGUCAUCAAAAAGAUCAAGCAAAAUCAUUCAAACCCUUCAGAGCUGUAUGAAAAAAUGGUGGCCUCCAGUCCUUUCAAGGAAGAAAUCCAAAAAGCAAUCUUAAGAAAAAGGAGUUCUUUGUUGAUACCGAAAUCCAUGGAUCAUUACGUUUGCCUCAUCUGUGGGUUCAUGACCAAAAGCUUGGGUUCUCUGAGCCAGCACAAACUGGUUCAUGAGGAGAAACAAUACCUCUGUGAUUUCUGUGCAUUUCGCUGUGGCAGGAAGUACAAUCUUCAGCUGCACAUGCUGACCCACUUCAAGGAUCGCCCGUUCAAAUGCCAUUUGUGUUCCUUUGCCUCCAAGUCCCCGUCC